Molecule: messenger RNA, 1044 nt
Organism: Clupea harengus (Atlantic herring)
Lineage: Eukaryota; Metazoa; Chordata; Actinopteri; Clupeiformes; Clupeidae
Product: GTPase IMAP family member 9-like
Exons: 4
Coding region: 1-1044 (347 amino acids)
Source: RefSeq, a predicted model, not a curated record
AUGGUGACCUGGAGUAAGGUUCAAUCAACUGUUUUAGUAGCAAUCCAGACCCCCGCACCUGUGGAAUUCCUGGAUGAUGGUUCUGGUGAGGUCCAGACCACCGCCCCUACUAAGGUCCAGGCUAAGGUGAAGGACCAACCAGAGAGUCUGGAUGAGGAUAGAGCUCGCAGAAAACUGAGAGCAGCAGAGGGGGGUGGAUCCGUGAGUAUGAGAGGUUCUCUAAAGAAAUGGAAGGGUGGUAGUGAAGCCGAAAAAAUCAUAGCCAGAGGGAACAACCUCUGGUAUAAGUGGGCAAGAUAUACUGCUACAACUGUUGAACCAGGAAAGAACUGUUAUGUGUGUUCAAUGGCACAGGAAGAGAAGGUGGUCAUUCCGAACAUUAAGCAGAAGUCUUCUCAUGGAAUCGUGCUGCUGGGGAAAACUGGUUCUGGAAAGAGUGCCUCAGGAAACACCAUCCUGGGGAGGGAAGCUUUUAAAGAGGAGUUCUCAUUUGAAUCUGUGACUGAAACCUGCAGUAAUCAACAUACUGUAGUGAAUGGUAGAGAAAUUACAGUGAUUGAUACACCAGGAUUGUUUGAUACAAACAAGCCUACAAAAGAGCUGAAGGAUGAGAUGAAGAAGUGUGUUGAGAUGUCGCUCUCUGGGCCUCAUGCCUUCCUGCUGGUGAUCAGAUUAGAUGUGAAGUUCACAGAGGAGGAGAGGAAUGUUGUGAAGUGGAUCCAGGAGAACUUUGGUGAGGGGGCGCUGAAGUACACUAUAGUGCUCUUCACUCGUGGGGAUGUGCUGGAGGGGAAAUCAGUGGAGGAAUUUCUGAGUGAAAGUCCUGCUGUCUCAUCUGUUAUUGAACAAUGUGGGGGUAGAUAUCAUGUCUUCAACAAUAAGAGUGAAGACAGCACUCAGGUCAGAGACCUUUUGGAGAAAAUUGAGGCCAUGGUGUACAAGAAUGGGGGAACAAACUACACCAGUGGGAUGUACAAUGAGGCACAGAGAAAAAUAGGACACAAGGAGAGCACAUCGACAGGAAGUCACGUGGGGAAGCCAUGA